CUGGAAUACCGCGCUUUGCGUUUGACAUUGUGACCGUGGAGGGUGAAGAAUGCUCAGCAGCAGGAUGGGAGGAGAUGAGUAGGGGGGACACAGAGCGGAGAUCAGAGGGUAUUUCAGGAGAUUCCACCGAUGACAUGGCUUUUGCUGUUUCCUCGCUUAUGUAGGCUGGUUGUGUAGGAGCAUAUGUAGGAGCAUUUUGACUUUUCCGAUAUCUGAACAGACUCCCGGUCAAGGGCACACAAGAAGUCUGAUGUAGAUGCUGAGCCAGAGGAGAGCCCAGGGAGCAGCAGCAGCAGCAGUGGGGCUGUAGAUGCCCUCUCCACAGCUCCAUCACCAGCCCCCCCCCUGGCUUCUGCGGGAGAGCCAGGACCGAGAGGAGACAGCUCCUGCUCUGACUCCGACAGCCCUAUAGAUUCCAGCUCCUGCAAGGAGGAGGAGGAGGAGGAGGAGGAGGAGGAGGAGGAGGACAAAGACGAAGACCCAACUAUGUUCUCCUCCAAAUUCCUUAGUGGGGCCAACCCCCUCAAUGCCGUGUCCUCUGCUGUGAAUAAGUUUGGUUUAUUUGGAGAUGAUGGGGAUAAGAAUAAGAAAGCACCUUCUCAGCAGGGGGUGAAGCCAACUGGAGAACAGCAGUCAGGAGCAGGCUCAGGCAAAGGCCCUCAACAACAGCAGGGACCACAAAAAUCCAUCCAGGGCAUCCCUAUGCAAAAGGGCCAGCCACUCCCUAAAGAAGGAUCACCACAGCUGCAUGGGAAUGGACAGGCUGGAUCCCCAAACAAGCCUGGUGGGCAACAAGCUGCUCCAAAGGCAGGGACACAGGCUGAAGGCCAGCUUAAAGGAGAGCCUCAAAAAAGUCAACCUAAGGGCCCACCACAGCAAGGUUCGCCUAAGCCUGGAGCUCAACCACAGUUUGGGAAGAGUGGAGCUCAAUCAGGUUCUCCAAAAGCAUCAUCCCAACAGGUUCCACCUAAGACAGGGAUGCAACAACAAGGGCCUGCUAAGACUGGUGCACAACAACAACAACCUGCAAAGACUGGGGUGCAAGAGUCCACAAAAGUUGCCUCACAAAAAACUGGCUCACAGCAAGCGUCACCGGAAGUAGGAACUCAACAGCGGGGGUCACCAAGGAUUGAACAACAAAAACAGGGCUCACCUAAACUUUCACAGCAGCAACAGGGUUUACCUAAAUUUGCACAGCAGGGCUCAACUAAAGUGGGACAGCAACAGCAAGGCUCUAAGGCUACAACCCAGCAGCAGUCCUCCGACAAGCCUGGGUCACAACAACAAGGCCCUAAGGGACCUGGUACACCUGGCCUGUGCCGAGCAGGGUCUUCAGCACCGGGACCAACCAAAGCUGGACCUCAGUCAAAAGCAAUAGCUAAGUCCCUUUGCCCAGUGUGUAACACAACAGAACUAAAUAUGGCCACCAAGCAAUCGCCUAACCAUAAAACCUGUUCACAGUGUAAAACUGAAGUGUGCAGCUUCUGUGGCUUCAGCCCUCCAGAUUCGGAUGGACGUGAGUGGCUUUGUCUUCCGUGCCAGAUACAGAGAGCUCAAGGAGCUUCUGAACAACAGGGACCUUCCAUUAGAAAGCCCAUGCCCAACAAAGUUUCUGCUGCUCAAAACCAGCCACCAUCUCCUGCUGCACCUGUCAAAAAAGAGAUGUCAGCACCAGGUUUACCUCAGACAAUGCAGUCUACAUCGGCAAAAGUGCCAGCCAAGGAUGAUGCUGCUAAAGGUCCAGAAAGUCAAAAACAGGCCAGCCCAGCAUCUGUUCAGAAAAUGACACCUGAGACCCAGCGUACAUCAGGGUCUCACAAACCAGAUCAGACUAGUCAAAAUGGACGCAAGCAAAGCAGUGCCCAGCAAGAGUCAGGAGGAUUAUUUGGCUUGGGUGGUGUUAAAACUGAACCUGCAAAACCUGAAGAGUCAGUGACUGGAAAGAUGUUCGGUUUUGGUUCCUCCAUUUUCAGUUCUGCAUCUACUUUGAUAGCCUCAGCUGUUCAGGAUGAGCCUAAAACCACACCGCCAGUAUCUCCCAAAAUGCAGUCUACAAAAGAGACCAAACCAGCUACUGUCCAAAAGUCAGUGAAAGACAAGACACAAGAGCAACCCCAGCAGGCAAAGGCUAAUCCAGCAAGACAGGUCAAAGUGGACAAAGCUCCAUCAGAGAGUCCAAAGGCAGCAGCAGCCACCCACAGUGUUCCUAAAGGAGGUCACUCCACUUGUCCACUCUGUAAGAUGGUGCUCAAUAUGGGCUCGAAGGAUCCUCCCAACUACAACACCUGCACUGAAUGCAAAAGCACCGUCUGCAACCAAUGUGGAUUUAACCCCAUGCCAAAUGUCAAUGAGGGAAAGGAGUGGCUUUGUCUAAACUGCCAGGUGAAACGAGCUGCCAGCGGAAUUGAACCUCAGAAAGACACAUCUUUGGUCAAUUCCUCAUUCAAAAUAACUACUCCAGCACAGCCUGCACUACAAAAGACAUCUGCACCAGGCUCCCCUCAGAGGAAAAUAUCUACACCUACAGCACAAGCAGUCAAGACUGAUACUGCUAAAGGACCAGACAGUUAUAAACAGGCUAGCCCUGCUCCUGGUCAGAGGACACCUCAGGAGAGCCGGACGAAAGCUCAGAAACAACCGGACCAGACAAGCCAAACUGCACAAAAGCAUGGGCAUGCCACAGCAGCUACACAGCAAGAGUCGGGGAAGUUCUUUGGUUUUGGUGGUCCUAAAAGUCAGCCCGAUGCUGUAAAGCCUGCAGUGACUGGGAAAAUGUUUGGUUUUGGUUCCUCUAUCUUCAGUUCCGCAUCUACUUUGAUAACCUCAGCUGUUCAAGAUGAGCCCAAAACUACACCACCACCUUCUCCCAAAAUGCCUGCUGCAAAGGACUCUAAAUGCUCCACUGCCAAUAAAUCAGAACAGGAGAAGAAACCAGAACAACCGCAGCAGGCCAAGACCUCUCCAUCAGUACAGCUGAACGCGGACAAACUUCCAUCAGAGCCGCCAAAGAAAGCAUCAGCUUCCCAAGUUUCCAAAGCAGGCCAGUCUACCUGUCCUCUAUGUAAAGUGGAACUUAACCUGGGCUCUAAAGAUCCUCCCAACUACAACACCUGUACCGAGUGCAAACACACUGUCUGUAACCAAUGUGGUUUUAAUCCCAUGACAAAUGUUAAAGAGGUAAAGGAGUGGUUGUGUCUCAACUGCCAGAUGCGGAGAGCACUAGGAGCAUCUCAGCCUCCAGGAACUCCCAUGAUGAAAGUACCGGCCUCACCAAAUAAAGUCCCUGCACCUACCAAUACCAUAAAUAAGGAAACUCCCCCACUAGAUACAUCUCAAAAGAAAGACAGUCAAACAGCUGCUGAAUUACAGAAGACCUCUGCACCAGGCUCUCCUCAGAGGAAACCACCAACACCAGCAGAGCAGCCAGCAAAGUCUGAAGUCAUUAAAGGAUCAGAAAGUCAGAAACAGGUCAACCCAGCUCCUGGUCAGAAAACUCCAAUGCAAGGCCGUAAGACAGGUCCUCAGAAACCACAGGACCCGACAAAUGAAACUGGACGUAAGCAGAAUAAUACUACCUCAACUACACAUGAGGAAUCCGGAGGGUUGUUUGGAUUUGGCGGUCCUAAACCUCAACCUGAUGCCGCAAAGCCUGCUGAAUCACUGGGUGGAAAAAUGUUUGGCUUUGGUUCCUCCAUCUUCAGUUCUGCAUCCACUUUAAUAAACACAGCUGUCCAAGAUGAUUCCAAAACAACCCCACCAUUGUCUCCCAGGAUGCCUGCUACAAAGGCAACCAAAUCUCAGCUUGCUGAGAAACAAGAAGAGGAGAAGAAACUAGAGCCCAUGACCUCUCCAUCCCAUCAAGCCAAAGUAGAAAAAGCUCCAUCAGGGCCUCCAACGAAUGCAGCUGUUUCCCCAGUUGUUCGCAAGGCAGGCCAACCUACCUGUCCACUCUGUAAGGUGGAACUCAACUUUGGCUCUAAGGAUCCUCCUAACUACAACAAGUGCACUGAAUGCAAGAACAACGUCUGCAACCAAUGUGGAUUUAAUUCAAUGCCAAAUGUAUCAGAGGUAAAAGAAUGGUUAUGCCUGAACUGUCAGAUGCAGAGAGCUCUUAGUGCAUCUGAACUCACAGGACCUCUUUUGACACCUCACAAUACAGCUAACAAAAUUCCUCCAUCGGCCAUGCAUCAGAAGAUAACAGCUCCCAAUCAAGUGGAAACUCUAAAGAAGGAGUCAUCAAAUUUGGAUGCACCUUCAAAGAUAGAGACUCCAGUGCCUGAUGUACUUCAAAAGAAGGGAAGUCCGACACCAGGUUCUCCUCAGAAGACACAGGCAGCAAAGGCUGCUAAAGUACCAGAACGUGACACACAGGCUAGCCCUACUCCUGGCCAGAAAACUACUCUAGAUAUCCGGGGGGCAUCAGCUUCUCAGAAACCAACUGACCAGGCAAGUGAACUAAAACAGAGUAAGGUCAACCCGGAUACAAAGCAUGAGUCAGGAAACCUAUUUGGCUUGAGUGGUCCUAAAAAAGAGCCUGAUGCCUCAAAAACAACAGAGUCAGUGACUGGGAAGAUGUUUGGCUUUGGUUCUUCCAUUUUCAGCUCAGCAUCAACUUUGAUAUCAUCCGCUGUUCAGGAAGAAUCACGUACUACACCACCAAGCUCUCGUAAGAUGUCUGCACCAGCACAAGUCUCGCCCAAGAUGUCUGCUGUACCCAAUAUUUCUUCAAAAACUACACCGGCAUUUUCCCCCAAAAUGUCACCAGCAAGAGAGCCCAAAACCCUGGAUAAGAAACCAGAAGAAUUCCACCUGAACAAACAUGACAAAGCUCCAUUACAGCCACCAAAGGCAGCAACAACCUCUAAAACAUCUCCCAAUACAAGCCAGGCCACCUGUCCACUGUGUAAGGUUGAGAUUAACAUCAGCUCCAAGGACCUUCCAAACUACAACACCUGCACUGAGUGCAAGACCACUGUCUGUACCCAAUGCGGAUUUAACCCAAUGCCUAUAGGCAAGGCAAAUGAGUGGCUAUGUCUUAACUGUCAGAUGAAAAGAGCAGUUGGAGCAUCUGAGCCACCAGGGCCUCUCACAUUGAAGUCUGCCACAUCUACUAGUAAAGUUACUUCACCUGCUGCAGUCCAGUGGAAAGAUUCUCCCAAACCAACCACACUGCAAAAGAAGGAUGGUCCAGGCCCUGCUGUACUAAAGAAGGAGACUUCAGAACCAGUCUCACCACAGGGAAAACAAUCACCAUCUGUGCAGUCAGUGAAACCUGAAGCUACUUCUGUACCAUUGAAACAGGCCAGCCCAGCGCCUGAUCAUGAAAGACCACAGGAAAUACAGAAGGCAGGUCAGAAGAAGCCACCAGAUCAGGCAAGCCAACCUGGAAGCAAGCAACCUGAUUCUGCAAUGCCUGCAGAGUCAGUAACAAAUAGGCAGACUGAACCUAAGCAGAGUGAUGCCUCAGCAGCAACACAGCAACAGGCAGGAGGCUUUUUUGGUUUCGGUGGUAGUAAAACUCAAUCGGAACCUGGAAAGCAGGCAGAGUCAGCGACUGGGAAAAUGUUUGGCUUUGGCUCUUCAAUCUUCAGUUCCGCAUCUACUUUGAUGACCUCAGCCGUUCAUGACCAACCCAAAACUACUCCUCCAGUGUCUCCCAAGAUGUCUCCUGCAAAAGAGAUCAAGGCCCCCAGUGCCCAUAAGCCUGAUCAGCAGGAGAAAACAGGGUCAUCCCAGCAGACCAUGACACCUCCAUCAGGACAGGCUAAAUUGAGCAAAGCCCCAUCAGAGCCUCCAAAGGCCGCAGCAGUGUCCCAAGUAGCUGUCAAACCAGGCAAAUCUACCUGUCCACUCUGUAAGGUGGAACUCAACGUGGUUUCCGAAGAUCCACCCAACUACAAUACCUGCACUGAAUGCAAGAACAUUGUCUGUAACCAGUGUGGAUUUAACCCUAUGCCAAAUGAAACAGCGGUAAAGAAAUGGCUGUGUCUGACCUGCCAGAUGCAGCGUGCUCUAGACACAACACAGCCCCAAGGAGUUACUUCUGUCAACUCCCAGAUACCUGCAAAACCCCAAAAGAAAGAAAUCAUUAGCCCAGCUGAACCUGAAAACAAAGACUCACCUCAGAGGAAACUUUCUGUUGCAGCACAGCCAGCUACAACCAAAGCUGCUGAUAAGCCAGAGGGUCAGAAACAGCCCAGUCCAGUUCAUUCUCAGAAGAGGCCACAGGAGCCUCAGAAAACACCAAGUCCUAAUAAGUCACCAGACCAGAGAAGGCAAACUGAAUGUAAGCAGAGUAAUGCCACAUCGGCAUCAAAGCAAGAUACAGGAGGCUUCUUUGGUUUUGGUGGUGGUAAAACUCAACCUGAUGGUGCAAAGCCAGUGGAGUCAGCGACUGGGAAAAUGUUAGGCUUUGGUUCUUCCAUCUUCAGUUCUGCAUCCACUUUGAUAACUUCAGCUGUUCAGGACCAGCCAAAGACCACUCCACCAGUUUCUCCCAAAAUGUCCCCAGCAAAAGGGAUCAAAUCCCCUGAUGCCCAGAGGAAGGAACAACAGACAAAGACAGAACAACCCCAGCAGACCAAGACACCUCCAUCGGCACAGACCAAAGUGGACAAAGCUUCAUCAGAGCCUCCAAAGGCUGCAGCGGCCUCCACAGCCACUGGCAAACCAGGCCAUUCUACCUGUCCACUCUGUAAGGUCGAACUCAACAUGGGGUCCAAGGAUCCACCUAACUACAAUACCUGCACUGAAUGCAAGAACACUGUCUGUAACCAGUGUGGAUUUAACCCCAUGCCAAAUGUGUCAGAAAUGAAGGAGUGGUUGUGUCUGACUUGUCAGAUGCAAAGAGCUCUCAAAGCAGCCGAAUCAGUAGAGCCUCCAUUGAUGAAACCUCAGGCAUCACCAAACAAAGUGUCCACACCUGCCGCUGCCCAAAAAGAGGCCACUACCAAUCAAAAGAAAGACAUUAUUUUCACAGAAAAGGUAGAAGUGCCAGAAAAUAAUCCAAAGUACCGUCCAACAACAGGUGCACCACAAAAUAAAGAAGAAACUACACCUUUAAUUAAAAUGGACAUCACCCAAACAUCAACCAUUGCCACAACACCUACAAAAGAGACCCCAGGUACUGUUUCAGCCCCCACAAAAGUGGAGAAAUCAGCUUCACCAUCUACCAAGGAGAUUACAAACUCUUUUGCACCUCCCAUCAAAGAGACGACAGCUGUAGUUUCAGAACUCAAUAAAACAUUGCCUGCUCAAGCUCCUCCUGUCAACACAGAUAUUGUAACUUCUCUCCAGAAGAAAAAGGAUUUCACUCCACCAAGUUCCCCUGCACCUAACAAACUAUCAGAAAAGAAAGAGGAGAAAGCUGAAAUAGUUCAGAAAUCAGCUGAUAAACCAGUCACAUCCUCUGAUGAAGUACAGCCCCCAAAAGCCCUAAAUAAAGAAUCAAACUCUGUUGAAACAUCCCUUGCCAAAUCUGCUCCACCAGCAGCAAAGCCAACAAAUCAAGAAUCAGGAGGUUUCUUCAGCUUUGGUAGUCCUAAAUCUCAGCGUACUGCCUCAAAAACAACUGAAGCUAUGACUGGGAAGAUGUUGGGAUUUGGUUCAUCCCUCUUCAGCUCAGCAUCUACCUUGAUAACAACUGCAGUUAAGGAGGAGUCCCGCACAACACCACCAAGUUCCCGCAAAAUGUCUGCCCCAGCACAAGUCUCUGGCAAGAUGGCAACAUCACAGAUUUCUCCAAAGUCCAGCCCCCCAGUUUCUCCGAGGAUGACUUCAGCAAAGGAGACCAAACUGCCGGCUGCUCAGAAACCACAUCCAGAUAAGAUACCAGACCAACCUCAGCAGGCCAAGGCUCCCCCAUCAGUACAGGCCAAAGUUGACAAAGAUCCAUCAGACCCUCCAAAACCAGAAACCUCCCAAGCUGCUCCCAAAGUGGGCCAGACUACUUGUCCACUCUGUAAGGCAGAACUUAAUAUGGGCUCCAAAGAUUUUACCAACUACAACACCUGCUGUGAAUGCAAAACCACUGUCUGCAACAAAUGUGGAUUUAGUCCUAUGACAAAUGUAGCAAAGGCGAAGGAAUGGCUUUGUCUCAACUGCCAGAUGCAGAGAGCACUUGGAGCUUCUGAACCUCUCGGCCUUCCCAUGAUAAAACCCCAAACUUUACCAAGCAAAGAGGUUCCUCCCGCCACACAGAAGAAAGAGACCCCGAUGUCAACUUCUCAGGAGGACAUCCAUAAACCAGCCACACCCAAAAAUGAGCUUGUUAUUAUUGCCACAACCAAGGAAACUGAAUCCCCAGCCCUUGGUACACCAACAAAGAAAGUUACCCCUGCAGCUGCUUCAUUGCCUGACAAAACUGUUCCAUCCACUAUCACACAUACUGAUGUUUCACCAGCUUUACAAAAGCCUUCUGAAGACACACACAAAGGACAACCUAGUACACCCCAGCAAAAGCCUCCCAAAGCUGUAACAUCUGCUCCUCCACCAGAUCAAGAGGCAGAAAAGCCGUCCCCACAACAGCCUCCAAAAGCUGUGACCUAUAUUGCUAUGUCUGCUCCUCCACCAGAGCAACAAGCUGGAGAGGCACCCCCACAACAGCCUCCAAAAGCUUUGACCUCUAUCGCUAAGUCUGCUCCUCCUCCAGAUCCAGAGGCAGAAAAGCUGCAUCCACAACAGCCUCCAAAAGCUGUGACUUCUAUCGCUAAGUCUGCUCCUUCAGCAGAUCAACAAGCGGGAGAGCCACCCCCAAAACAGCCUCCAAAAGCAGUGACUUCUAUCGCUAAGUCUGCUCCUCCUCCAGAUCCAGAGGCAGAAAAGCUGCAUCCACAACAGCCUCCAAAAGCUAUGACUUCGGAUCUUCCACCAGAUUCAGACCCAAAAAAGGUACCUCCACAACAGCCUCUAAAAGCUGUGACUUCUAUUGCAAAGUCUGCUCCUACACCGGAUCGAGAAGUGGGGAAGCCACCUCCACAACAGCCUGCUAAAAUUGGUACUUCUCCAGCCAAAUCUUCCACACCAUCAGCUCAGCCUGCAAAACAGGCAUCGGGUGGCUUAUUUAGUUUUGGUGGUCCUAAAACACCAGCAAAGUCUGCUGAGUCAGUGACGGGAAAGAUGUUUGGCUUUGGAUCAUCUUUCUUAAGCUCUGCAUCCACUUUGAUAACCUCAGCAGUCCAGGAUGAACCUAAGACUACACCACCAACUCCACGUAAGAUGUCUACUACAGCCCAUGACUCACCUAGAACUACACUGGCAGCCUCCCCUAAUAUGUCACCUGCAAAGGACACCAAGCCAACUGCUGUCCCAAAAACUGAGGAGAAGAAACCAGAGAAACCACAGCAGGAAAAGACUCCUUCAACAGUACAACCCAAAGUGGACAAAGCUUUACCAGAGCCCCCCAAGACACAAACAGACAUCCAAGGUGCUCCAAAAGCAGUUCCAACCAUCUGUCCACUUUGUAAGGUCAACCUCAACAUGGGCUCCAAAGAUCCUCCCAACUACAACACUUGCACAGCAUGCAAGACUACUGUUUGCAAUCAAUGUGGAUUUAAUACAAUGGCAAUUGUGGCAGAGGUGAAAGAAUGGCUUUGUCUGAACUGUCAGAUGCAGAGAGCCCUAGGAGCAUCUGAGCCAACUGGACAUCCUGUAUUGAAACCACAGACCCCCCUAUGCAAGGUUCCUGGUUCUGAACUGAAGGAUAUACUGACAUUAGUCCAGCAGGAGAAGUCUACAGAAUAUACAGCAGUCAAAAAAGAGGUCACUCAAGCAACUCCACAGAAAAAAGAAACCCCCAAACCUGAGGCUCCAGUGCCGAUUGCAGUCCAACAGACGGAGACACCACAACGAGUUUCUGUGCAAAAGACGCAGGUCCUUUCGGGUACUGAACAAGGGCAAGGCCAAGGCCAGGAUGUGGCUGGCCAGCAACAACCUGUUGAAAAAUUCCCACAAGUACAGCUUUCACAAACUCUAAAGCCAGAAGUUAAGACUGUUCUUGCAAAACAAGAAGUUGGAAAAACACCACAACAGCCCAUAAAAUCUGCAACCCUUUCUGACAAAUCUGGACCUCCACCAGUUCAGCCUGCUAAACAGGAGUCAGGAGGCUUUUUUGGAUUUGGUGGCCCUAAAACACAACCUGCUGCUGCUAAGCCUGCUGAGUCAGUGAGUGGGAAGAUGUUUGGUUUUGGUUCCUCUAUCUUCAGUUCUGCAUCUACAUUGAUAACCUCAGCUGUUCAGGUCGAACCUAAAACUACACCACCUACUCCACGUAAGAUGUCCACUACAUCCAUCGUGUCUCCUAAAGCUACACCACCUACUCCACGUAAGAUGUCCACUACAUCCAGUGUCUCUCCUAAAGCUACACCACCUACUCCACGUAAGAUGUCUACUACAUCCAGUGUCUCUCCUAAAGCUACACCUCCAGUUUCUAAGAUUCCAGCUGCAAAUGACUCCAAACCACCUGCUGCAGGGAAAUCAGAGCCACCUCAACAGACCAAGCCUGCACCAUCAGCAGAGGCCAAAGUAGAGAAAGCUCCACCACAGCCUCCAAAAUCUACAGAAGUGACCCAAGUUGCUCCUAAAGCAGCUCUGUCCACCUGUCCACUCUGUAAGGUCGACCUCAACAUGGGCUCCACAGAUCCUCCCAAUUACAAAACCUGCACCGAAUGCAAGAACACUGUCUGCAACCUUUGUGGAUUUAACCCCAUGCCCCAUACAGGAGCGAAGGACUGGCUGUGCCUGAACUGCCAGACUCAGAGGGCUUUGUCUGGACAGUUGGGAGACUCAGGAAAAAUGCCCCAGCUUUCACUUGUAUCUGCCAAGCCAGGGAACCUGGCCACACCUGCAACCAAAAAGGCAGAGCCCAAAACCUCCCCUACAAAGGCAGAGCCUACAUCUGCGGCCACAAAAUCACAGCCCACACAUGCAUCCAUCAAGUCAGUACCAACAGUUCCAACCCCAAAACCAAAGAUGGAACCUACAUCUGUCAAAAUGGAAACCUCUGCUACAGCAGCUUCCGCACAAAUCAAGAUUGAGCCCACACGCGUACCCACAACAGCAAAGGUUUCACUUGUUAUAGCAGAAAAACAGCCAUUGGCAGCAUCCACAGCAGAAUUCAUGACAACCACUAUGGCCACUGUGCAACAGACAGAAGGAACACCAAAGGUUGAAGUGCCAAACACAGAUGCUCCCAAAACUGUGGAAAAUAGAGAAGAGUCAGUGAAAGUGGAGCUCAGUAAACCAGAAUAUCCCAAAGCUGAAGAGUCUAAACCUGACCUUCCAAAAGUCAAAGUUGAAGCAGGUGCUGCUUCAGGUUCCUCUUUCCCUAGGACUGAAGCUACAGUUGUACCUACUUCCCCUAUUGCUGCAGAUGUCCCAGGAAAUGAAACGAAGCAACAAUUGUCUGCUCCAGAGAAGAUUAUUAAGGAGGUACUGACUGAUGAUCAUAUUGAGCUGACAGAGCCAACUAAAUCUUUACCACAAGCUGAGGUGCAACCAAAGUUGCAAGAACCACAGCUGGUAUUGGAAGUAGAACCAGUCAUAAAAGCGGACAGCAAGGAAAUGGCUGAUAAAUUGAUUGAAAAGAUUAUUGACAUCACCUCAACACCAGAGACACAAGUAUCUACAAAGAACAUCAUAAUAAAAGAGCAAGAUGAAAGAAAUAAAGAACCAGUGAAAGAAAUAAUGGUCACCCUACCUACUUGGCAGGGUACAUUUGAAAAUAAAGUUGUACCUGCAACACCUACAAAGCCUGAAUCCGAAACAGGGGACCAUGAUGAAGAUCAAACCCAGAUUUUACCCAUAUCACAAGAAUUGAACGAUGGGCAGGUGGUUAGUGAUGCAAGUAAAACUGAUAUACCGGAAUAUACAGAUCCAUCAAUUCUAAUAAAGGAGGAAUUUAGAGCUGAGAGAAGGCGCCUAAGUUUCCAAGCAACGGUUGAGAGCAGUGAAAGUGAACUCACACCAUCUCCUAAAGUCCAGAGGAGAAGACUGAAGGUCAGCAAUGUCUCAUCCAGCAGUGAGGACAUUAAAACUGAAAGCGCUGAUUCCUCUAUGGAAGAUGAAGAAUUCAUCCGCAAGCAGAUAAUGGGUAUGGGUGAUGAAGAAGAAAUGAAUCUUUCAGAUGAUGAGAGACAAAAGGAUUUAGUAGAUGAGGAAGCUAUCAAAAAGGUUGAGCUUGAUAAUGCUUCAGUGACAGCCAAAUCACUGUUUAGAAAAGAUAAUACAGAGAAUGAAGAAAGCCCAGCCAGGAAAAAAGCCCUCCCAAAAACGGAUGCUGAAACUACUCAAGAUGUUUCUGAAACAAUGCCCUGCACUACAUUCAAGAAAGCUACUCCAGUCAUGAGACACAGACAAAGCACUGAUGAAGAAGUAGAGAGUAUCACAGAAUCCCUGUCAAAGGGAUCGUCCAGUGUUCAGGUAUCUAGUUUUACCCCAGGAUCUUCACCCACGUCAGCCUCAUCUCUGGAGGAGGACAGUGACAGCAGCCCCAGACACAAGAAAGUCAGUGGGGACAAGCAGCAUCGCAAAGGAAGACACAGGCAGCCAACCCAGCUUCUCCCAACCAUUGAAGACUCAUCUGAGGAAGAGGAAAUGAGAGGGGGGGAGAAGUCUAGAAAAGACAAAGAGGAACUUAGAACCCAUGGCGCACCACUGUCUCGAAAUGAAAAUACUUCCUCCACAGAGAAUCUGAAGCAGGUCACCGUAAUGGAUGAAACCAGUAGAACAUCUGGCUCAGAGUACUCUGCCAGUAUAGAAUCAGAACCAGAGGCUUGCCGAGCUGUACAGAGAGGGGGUAAGCCUUCACCAACGGGGAUACCAUACAAUCCUACUGAUUCAUUUAACGAAAAGGAUACUGUGACAAAAUCAUUGAAGAGUGCUGAAGAAGCAUAUGUGGAAAUUAUUCAGAAGACAAAAGCUAUUCCUGGGGAGAGUCCUCCUGAUAUUGAGCCACUCUAUGGAGGAAUGGCAAUAGAGGACUAUCUUUAUGAAUCCUUAGUUGAGGAGCCUGAAAUCAAGAUGGAUGAAUCUCAAGAGGAGGAAGUUAAACAAGAUACAAGCUCUGAGUGUCUCAAAAAACUUAGGUCUCCAGAGGAGGUUUAUGAGGAGAUGAUGCAGAAAAAAAGAGAACUGAUGAUGAUAGAGCAAGAGUUUCAACAGGCCCAGACUGCCAUGGAUUCAUCCUCAUCAGGGGCUUCUGUCCCUGGGCCUCCUUCGAUUGCUGAGACCUGUGUGGUUAUCAUACCCACAGAAGAGAUAUCCCUCACUGAACAAAUUGACAUGCUUCUUACAGGCACUGAAACUUCUAAAGAAGUGCCAGUGAAGAAAAAGAAAAGGCCAGCUCCACCACGCCCCACUGAACCCCCUAAGCGUUCUGAGAUAAAUGUUGUUCCAAGUACUCCUAGUGGAUCUAUUGGUUUUGUUAGGCCCAUGGUUCCUCAAGAUCCUGCACUCAGAAAGGCAUUGUUUCCAAUACCAGACCUCAAAAUUACCCGCUGUUCAUCUGGGGAGGAAGAGGAUGACAGUCUUGCAGACGAGUAUGGUGUUGGUAUUUCCUCUGAUAUUACCCCCAGUGAUGACUCUGAGACUAAAGAGGAUCCAUCCAUAAGCCCACCUUUGUCUGAAACCAUUGACAUGGAGCCUUUCUGUGUGGUCUGUGAAAUUCCAGAGCCAAAACCUAUUCCAACUCCAAUUUCAGCACCAGAACUAACAACUACACCCUCCCCUGUAUCACCAAUGUCUCCUCCAACUUCACCAGCCACUCCAGAUUCCAGUUUGGCUUCUAAUGCUACAUCCUCAUCCUCAUUCCAGGCUCAAACACCUCUUUCAUCAGAUUCAACUCCACUGUCUACACCAACACCUCCAACUGUAUUUGUAACCCAAUCACCUCAAGAGAUCUCACCACCAUCUCCUGCCACAAUUGCAGCAGUACCGUCUAGUGGGGGAUCAGUUUCUCAUCCCACUCUUACCACAGUUAUAGUCACAAUACCAGAUGUGGUGUCUGAUCCAUCCAAAGCUCAAACAACUGCAGUAGUUCAAGGUAAGGCUUCUACCGCUGAAGCUCCAACUCCAAACCUUGUGGGGAUGUAUACUCCUGUGCCUGUUGUGGUUCAGAUGCCAGAACUGGUUUCAUCUCCAUCUCAGGUGCCUAUCAUGGCACCAGCUGUUGUACAGGUCUCAGCACAAAGUCCAGCACCUGUUGUUGUGUCAGCUCAACCCACAAUUGUAUUUACAGCUGCACCUGUUACAGUCCCCACUCAAGCUUCAACCCAUGUUGUUUUUGAUUCUGUCACUCUGGCCUCAUGCCCUUGGCCAGUCAUAGACCAGAAGAUGCCUGACCUUGUUUCAACUACAUCUCCAAUCUCUGCACAAACCCCACUACCAGUCUCAGAACUUGUAACUACCCCAGCUCAACUCCAAGCCAAAGUGGUACACUCAGUCCCUUUCCGAGCAGCCAUCUCUUCAAUGAGCCCUGUUGCAAUCCCAGCUCCAGUUCAAACAGCCCAGGUGCCUGCACCAGCUCCAGCAUCAACUAUUAUAACCAAAAAGAAGAUCCCACCCCCUCCUCCCCCUCGAUCUACUUCAGUGUCAUUACCUGAGACUAGCACAGAGCUUCCACUUGUAAGGACUGUUCAGCAUGUCACCCCGACUAUGACCACCACCAUAGCUAGGGGAACCACAGUGGCCAGCCAGCAAAUGCAGUCUGUAUUUGUGGAUAUACAGCCAGGAAUGGAAGACAUGCCACCAGAUAGUGUGGCUGUACCUCAGGUAGUGACCCCAACCAGACAAGGGCAUGUAGUCAUCAUCGUGCCAAGUGGGGAAAACAUGUCUCUGCUUAGACAAACCCCACAAGAUAUAGCUAGCACAGGGUCAGUAACUGCCACUACGUCUCUGCAACAAAGUAGUCAAAUAGCUUCAGAUAUACCCAGGACAGACACAGAUUCACUAUCCACUAAGGUGUCAGCAGUGCCAGUAGCUUCAGCUCCACCCCUUCCGCUGAAACCUAUGACAGGUACAAAAGUUGUAGACACAGUCGAAAUACCUGUAGCAGAUACAUCUCUACCACCUCCUACCACUUUACCCAAGCCAACUGUGUAUCCAAAGCCGAUGGUUUCCACUACAGUGAUGAUUGCCACAGCAACAGUAGCACAAGCUUCUGAUACAACAGCUGGCCCUUGUCAAACCGCAAAGCCUCCUCCACCCAUACCACCUAAGCCUAUAUCAAUUCCAGCUGGACUGGUUUUCAGCCAUAAGCCAGGAGAGAGUGUCAAGCCACCUCCUCCUUCUGUGGCCCCCAAAGCUGCAACACUACCUAGGAUCAAAAAACCUCCAAAUGCUCUGUCACUUAGCCUGACACAGCCAGUGGAAUCCAAGUUGAGUGCAACAUCUCCUAAGUCACCUUUGUCUCCUAGACACUCCAAAUGUUUGCAAACCUAUGUGGUGAUAACCCUUCCAUCUGAGCCUGGCUCACCAACAGAAGUUAUAACAGUCCAGGCACCUGUAAGACGAGGCUCCAUCCCAUCUACAAAAGUAUCAGGGGUACGGACCACACCUUCAGAGCAAAAAACAUCCACUGAGGCAUUCUCAGCACAGGCUACAGUUCGGAGAGCCUCUGUCCCCACUGUAAGGCAUCCACCUCCAAUAUCCAUAGAUCCAACUGUGGCAGUAGAGCAGGUAACACGCUAUGAAGUUGAGGCUAAUAAAGUGCCAACCAGGAGAGACUACGUGGUUUCUGCAGUAUUACCACCACCAUCUAUUGCUGAUGUCAUUGUAGUGUCAUCAGGUCAGGUCACAUCUAUUCAGGCACAUAGUGUACCUCUUCCAAUUAAGAAACCAUAUGUGCAACAGCAGCAAUUCAUUACUCAGCCACUGCCACCACCUCAAACAAUGUAUGAGGUAAUCACAAUGCCCCCAGAGCCAAAGGUUCUUAUUCAACCACUAACAGUUCAAGCCACAGCAAGAUCCCACUCUAUACCACUUGUUGCUCAACAUCCAAACAUAUUCACGGAAGUUGUAACAGUUCCUCCAGCUGAAGCAUUAGUUCCACAGGCCCCAAUACCAACUGUACCUGUGCAGCCACAGCCUUUUACAGAAGUUGUUACUGUACCACUGACAAUGGAGGUACCUUUAGUUGCACUAGUUCCCCAAGAAAGACCAGCUGCAGUUCCCACUACUGUUCCUUAUCCACAAGUUGCAGCUCAAAUAGGAAUGCUACACCAAGAACAAGAUAUGCCUACUCAUGUCAUAGUCACCGAGACAGUAAUGGUUAAAUCACCAAUACCAGGAGUGAGUCAGCAAAUUCCUCCUCAACAGCCACUUACAUUAGUUGAAGUAGUGACUCACUCUACAGAGCAAGAAUUGUCUACAUUUUUUAACAAGAUUCCCACCAUUGCUGAACUCCCAUUAGUACCACAAACUGAAGUUUUGCCUUUAGUGACAGGGCAGCUAUCCUCACAGUAUCCACUUCUUGUUGCUGAAGUGUUGCCCCUCCCUGCAAGUGAAUUACCUAAAGAGAUUAUUACAAUUGACACUGCUGCUAGAAUACCAGGAUUAGCAACAGUAUGUCCAGUUCCUUAUCCUCUAUCUGUGGUUGUUGAAAUUACCCCAACACCAGAAGUAGCUAAGUUAAUGUCACUAACUACAGUUACAAAGAUGAUAACUCCUACAAUUGGAAAUGUAACACCAUCACCUCUCGUGAUGCAAGUCCAACCAAUGGCAGUACAGCCAGAAGUACCUAUUCCACAGGUCUAUGGAGCAAUUACAUCCUCAGUCAUGUCACCUUCAACGCCACCACUGGAGGUCAUAGCAUUGGAGCCUGAACGUGAGACAACCACAGAGAUUAUACCAAAGGAUGUUGAUGUAAGAGCUUCAAUGUUACCAUCAGUGUUGCAGUCCCUGGCAGCUGCUGGGAUGCCAGUUGGAUUUAUUUCAACUGGGGAAACUACGAGUAGGAGGUCAUCUAUAUCGUCCAUAGUGCAGCCAACAUACAGCACAAGUGAAAUGUAUACCUAUCCCACAGAGUAUGAAAUACCCACCCAGGUGAUUGCAACUGAGGCCUUUGCUGCCACCAGGAGAGAAUCCAUAACCAUGCAGCAAUCAUUGCCAUUGGCACAUGUAGUAAACAUGCCAGCUGAAAAAGAUAUUCCGAUUGAUGGCUAUGCUGUUCAGAGCCCCUACAGGAGAGGAUCCAUUUAUUCAACAGAACAAAUACCACAGGUAUCAACUUAUUCAUCGGAAUAUGAUCAUCCUCUGGAGAUAAUAACCACUGAGGCAUAUACCAGAAGAACCUCAAUGCCCACUGCACAGGCCAUUCCACAGGGUGUAUCUGUGGCUCCAGUCACUAUCACUAAAAUUCAGCAGGAGUCUAUUGAGAGCCAAGAGAUUCGACGACAAGAAAAGGUGGUCUCUAGUAUGAGUCACAUGUAUUCUUCUUCAAUAUCCACCUCAGGCCAGCCUCCUGAAAGCCUGCCAAGCCUUGUCACUCAGGUGGUUACCACUGAGGUCCAGAGGACCACUGUGUCUGUUGUUCAUGAAAGACUUCCACAAGUACCUCGACACAGUGUAGCAAUCACCAUACAACCAGACGUAGCGAAAGUCCAACCUCUGCCAAAACACAAUGGAAAGAUAAUCUACCCUGGUGAUGUCAUCGAUUUACGAACCAUGAAGGUUGAAAUAAAGAUGACUGAGCAAGGCAUGGACCUAACACCACCUGAGUCAUGUCGACAGUCUUUUUCAAGUGACUCUAGUGGCCGCCAAAUCACAGCAGUGCAGCCUGAGAUAGUAAAUCUUAGUGCAGAGAUCACCCCUGCAACCACGCUGUCUGUGGUCACAGACAGCAUCACAAUAGUCACAUGCACAGCCACCAUUGCCUCAUACAACACUACUCCAGCUGAGAAACCCCUCGAUUUGCAAGGCCCUGUUUCUUCAUUGCCGCUGCCUCUCACUACAUACAAACCAUUCGAACCACUAGCUCAGAUUGUAUACAGACCUGUGAAUUCCUAUCCUGUAGUCAGUGCUGUAGCAUCCACAGCUCAAGACAUACCCAUUAAUCUUUCCUUUGGAGCUCUCGUUUCCUUGGGUGGCAAACAGCCAAUGACUUCCUCAGCAGCUAUCAGCAAUGAAGGUGCUGUCCUUUCUCUAGAGGCCACAGGGGCUAUGGAUCUGUCAAACUACAGACCAGUGAGAGCGAUGGUCGCUUUGUCUGACACAAGCCCAGGAGUGGUGACCACUGUUAUAGAGGAUGAUGGGACUCCAGUCGACCUUACAGCUGGUAGGAGGAUUGUGUGCUGUGAUGUCAUUUACAAGCUACCAUUUACAGGAAACUGCAGAACACAGCCCCCUGUUACAACCCAACCUGACAACCGUUUUGGCUAUAGAGAUGACCACUACCAAUAUGAUAAUGCUGGACUGUAUGGCAUCAAAGGCAUGGAUGGUAUAAAAGCCUCAAUGUCUGAGACCAACCUGACAGAGGCAGGACUGUUUUCCUAUGAUCCCAAGAAUGACUAUGACUAUCUCAGUGGAUCUUCAGAUGGCGCUAUAGACCUCACUGCUGCCAGACUUUCUUCUGGUAAAGCUCUAGACUACACUAGCAAAGCUACUGGAAUCUACUCUGGGACGAUUGCUGCUCCAUACUCCCAGGUCCCUGCAGCUGGGUUUGGUGUGAAUGGUGUUCUAAGAACCUCAGAUGGAAUAGUGUACUCCUCUAUUGCUGCCCCAGUUCCAUCCACGUAUGCAAUUAUAACUCAACCGGGCUCCAUCUUUAGCAAUACCUUAACACCUACAUCAACAGUCCAGAACCAGUCAUUGCCUCAUCCGUAUGGCUUCAUUCCCAGUACAGACCCUGGACAGAUAAUUACUUUUGACACAGGGCUACCUAAGGAGCUUCUACCCACAGCUUUGGCUGACAUCAUUACAGGAUAUCCAGACAUGUACUCAGACACCACCCUGGAAGCAAUUGCUGCCUCUCUGGAUGCCCUAGCCUCUUCCCCAAUAUUCCCUGGCUUAGACAACACAAAGAUGGCCCAGUAUCAGAUGGAGAGGGAGUUUCUAGAGCUAGAGAAGCUUAAGCAGCUUUGUCUCGCUGAGGAGCUGGAGUGGGAGAGGCAAGAGAUCCAGCGUUACCGUGAACAGGAGCAGCUUAUGGUCCAAAGGGAGCUUGAGGAGCUUCAAGCUCUAAAACAGCAGCUUCUCAUGCAGCAAGAAGAAGAGCACCAUGCCCACAUGGUGGCCCAGCAGGAGACCUAUACCCAGCAGAAAGAGCAGUUGCAGCAAAUCCAACAACUCCAACUACAACUCCAACGCCAGCUUGAUGAGCACUAUGGUAGCACUGGUACCACAGGAAACCUCCUAGAUGCUAAAUAUGCAGGGGUAGGGGACAGUGGCCAGUACUGGCCUGUCAAAGAUGAGUCUACAACUCCAUCAAUUGGGACACAGUUAGAGGAAAGUCAGGACCAGUUUAAUCUUGGAAAGAGCCUUAAGGCUGAUCAGGACACAGGGAAAAGAAUAAUUGAUAGUGGAGUGCAGACAGAUGAUGAAGACUCAGCAGAGAAGCAACAUGUAGGAAGGAGAAAGAAGAAUAAGAGAAAUGUUGAUAGCUCAGCUCAGACUGAUGAUGAGGACCAAGAUGAAUGGGAUGCUCCCACAAAAGCUCGACGACGCUCUCGAAAACACAGCAGCGAUGGGAAACAUGGCUCCAAGGUCUCUAGCAUUGCUAUCCAAACAGUGGCGGAAAUAUCUGUGCAGACUGACCACUCUGGAACAAUCAAACGACCCAGUGUCCAGAUAGACACUAAGGUGGAAAUUAUCAAGCAUAUUUCAGCUCCAGAGAACUCUCAGAGAGGUGGCAGUCUGAGCUGUCAGACAGACUCAGAUAGAAGGCUCACACCGAUUGAGGUAGGGUACAGCACACACCUAACAGCAGAUGUCCCAUUCAAGUCAAAAGUCUUCUACACCUCAGUCUCCCCCAUGUCCCCGGAAAAGUCCCUUGGAGGGCAGAGAAUGUUGACUGCUGACCCAACCAGAUUUUCCUCUGGCCCUCGUAUAUUAAAGGCUGGUCAGAAGUCUCACUCUGAUCCUAAAUCCCUUAGUCCUACCACAGAUGACAGGAUGGGUGGAUACUACGCAGACAGCUAUUCUAGUCGAGGCUCUCCCUCUGGUACAGGUAAGAAGGUAAAACGGACACUACCAGAUCCCCCUCCUGAGGAUGACUCUUUGGCAGGACGUUCAGGCUACAGCACCAACUCUGCACGUCGUCGUCUUGCCCGCAGUACAACAAUGGCCCGGGCAAAGAUCUUGCAGGACAUUGACAAGGAGCUUGAUCUGGUGGAAAGAGAAUCUUCUAAACUUCGCAAGAAACAAGCUGAGCUAGAUGAAGAAGAGAAAGAGAUUGAUGCAAAACUACGGUACCUUGAGAUGGGUAUCAACCGGCGUAAGGAGGCCUUGCUGAAGGAGAGAGAGAAGAGAGAGAGGGCCUAUCUCCAGGGGGUGGCAGAGGAAAGAGACUACAUGUCAGACAGUGAGGUUAGCAACAUCAGAGAGGCCAGGGGUGAUGGCCAGGAGAGACCACGGACAGCUCCCCAGUCUGAGUUGGAUCAGUUCAUCCCUCCCCAGACUGAAGCUGAUUCCCAGUACAACACACUAACUAGUCCCUACUCUCACUAUGCUCAGUAUCUUCCCCAGACCCUAACCACCAGCCACUACACCCAACAGAACCUAUAUCAGCAGCAGUCCCUUUACCACCAACAGGUGUCUCCUUACUCAACCCUAUCCCUCCCCCAUGCCCAGGGUCAGUCUAGCAACUACCAACAUGCACUGCUCUUGCAGCAGGGAAAGCAGCGACAAACUACCCUGUCUGAUUUAGAGCCUAAGAUCACCACCAACUAUGAAGUGAUACACAACCAGCCUCUGCUCAUUGUGCCAACCUCCACAGAAAGUGGUUAUAGUGUUGCUCACCUGGGGGGCAAGUAUGGCAGCUUGGACUUGAGGCUGGGGCUAGGCCAAAGGAGCAUGGGCUCUAGUCCCAUGUCUAGCAUUUCUGCUGAUUCCUUCUAUGCUGAUAUUGACCACCACAACUCCAGGAACUACGUGCUGAUAGAGGACAUAGGGGAGCUCACCAAGGCCUCGACGGGGCUGAGCAACACCGGCUUGGGUUCUGGAUUCAACAUUCCUGAUAAGGAGUUGUCCAAGGCAGACAGACUACUCAGGGCAGCAGAAGUCAGGCGCACAGCAGAGGUGGCAGAUUUUUUAGGCUCAUCUCGACUUCAGGGUUAUGGCAAAGGAGAAGAUGAGACAAUGGAGGAGCCUUAUGAGCUAAAGCUACUGAAACAGCAGAUCAAACAGGAGUUCAGGCGAGGAACUGAGGGACUAGAACACUUAACAGGGCUCGGCCUUCCUCAUUAUCUCCCCAGUGAUGGCAGUUUUCGUCACUUCCCUAAAGGAGAGAAGUACAGCAUUGGCAGGCUCACCCUUGAAAAACAGGCUGCAAAGCAACUCCCAGCAGCUGUGCUUUUCCAGAAACAGAUGAAGAACAAAAAGGCCGUAAUAGAUCCUAAGGCUAUCAUAAAAUGUUCCCCAAUUCAAGAGAGUAGGGACCUGGAGCCUGACUUUGGCAGCUACAUGGGAUCUGGGGCCUCCUCUGUGACCAAUCUGGCUGCUACAGCUAGGUUGCUUCAGGAUGAGAUUACAUUUGGGCUAAGAAAAAACUUGUCUGAGCAGCAAAAAUAUUUAGGCUCCUCCCUAGGGGCCAAUUUAGCUGGUUCUCUUAAUUUUGGACAGUCCCUCGGAGUUGGAUCCACUAUCAGGGCCCCUGCCCAGGAUGAUGGUACCUACCCAAGUGGCACCCGUUCCCGCCCCUCAUCACGCCCUUCCUCCCGCCCCUCUUCUGUCUAUGGCUUGGAUCUAUCUAUCAAACGGGACCUAUCCAGCUCCUCACUUCGACUAAAAACAGAAGGAGAGGUCCUAGAUGCUGCAUUUGCUCCUGGGGUGGCCAGAGCAAAGCCCACCAGUCUCCCUAUAAGCCAAAGUAGGGGACGCAUUCCUUUUGUGUCUCAGAAUUCUGAGGAGGAGAGCCCUCUGAGCCCGGUGGGGCAGCCUAUGGGUAUGGCUAGAGCCUCAGCUGGACCUCUUCCUCCCAUCUCUGCUGAUUCCAGGGAUCAAUUUGGGUCCAGCCAUUCCCUGCCAGAGGUACAGCAACAUAUGAGGGAGGAAUCUCGGACACGAGGCUAUGAUCGAGACAUCGCAUUCAUCAUGGAUGACUUGCAAGGUGCCAUGUCUGACAGCGAAGCACUAAGUGAAUCCAUGCUGGCUUUGAACAGAGAUGAUGCCAGAAUCUUUCAUGAAAGUAUCAGACACGCUGGAGGCCCAAACUGGAAUAUAGAAGCCUACCACCUGAGAAGGGAGGACACAGAUUGGUUUGAUAAGCCAAGAGAAGGACAUCCGCAGAGUGGAAACAUGUCGGACAGGAGACAGAUGAAUCUGGUGCCUUAUGCCUUCCCUCACACUUGCAUCAAGCUGAAGAGAGACCCAAAAGACACCAGUGUGUCAGGGAACGGUCUUGGGAUCCGUGUGGUAGGUGGGAAGGAGGUGCCGGGUAGCCGAGGAGAGAUUGGAGCCUACAUUGCCAAGGUUAUCCCUGGUGGUGUGGCCGAACAAACAGGAAACGUUGCAGAGGGAAUGCAGGUGUUGGAGUGGAACGGAAUCCCUCUGACGGGAAAGACUUAUGAAGAAGUGCAGUGCAUCAUGGGCCAGCCAUGUGCAGAGGCGGAGCUCUGUGUGAGACUCGACCUUAAUAUGCUGUCUGACCCUGAGCACCCACAAGCCCUGGAGCACCAUGUCCAGCUUAAGGCUGUAGGUGGGCAGCGUUCCCCUGGUGUAGAUCCUAAGCAGCUGGCGGCAGAACUGCAGAAGGUGUCCCAGCAGCUGGCUCCUGGUAUGGCUGGGGUAGGGCUCGGGCCAGGAGGUUUGGGUGUCCUCUCUGCACUGGAGCGAUCUGCCAUCCUCCACUCGGGUACUGGAUCAGCUGCCUCCAGUGGUGUGCCAAGCCCCGGCCAGCCCGCAUCCCCUGCCAUAAACAAGAAACAACGACACAAGCCGAUCGAAGCAAUGAAGACACCUCAUCCCAUCACUGGAGAAAUUCAGCUCCAGAUCAACUAUGACAGGAACCUAGGAAACCUGAUCGUCCACGUCCUGCAGGCUAGAAACCUGGCCCAGAGGGACAACGACGGUUAUUCUGACCCUUUUGUCAAGGUCUACCUCUUACCGGGGAGAGGCCAAGUCAUGGUUGUCCAGAAUGCAAGUGCUGAUAACAAAAGAAGGACCAAGUAUGCCCAGAAGACCAUGAACCCAGAAUGGAACCAGACCGUCAUCUACAAGAACAUUCAUUUGGAGCAGUUAAAGAAAAAGACGCUGGAGGUGACAGUGUGGGACUAUGACAGAUCCUCCUCCAAUGACUUCCUUGGAGAAGUGUUGAUUGACUUGUCGAACACUGCUCUGCUAGACAACACGCCGCGCUGGAUGCCUCUGAAUGAGCAGAGUGAGAGCAUUGAGCAUAGCAAAGCCCAUAGUGCUUCUCAAGGCCCACCAGGGUCUGGGUCAGAUCAGGGUUAUGGUCAGGCACACAGCCUGGGCCAUAUAUCAGGCCCUGGAUAUGCUGUGGGACAGGUUCAAGGACCAGACGGGAGUCAUGAUUCACCUAAGAACUCUGUGAUCAAGAGCAGAAGCCAUGGAAUCUUCCCUGAUCCAUCCAAAGACAUGCAGAUGAUGCCUUUGGAAAAGUCACACAGCAGCCCCGGCAGCUCCAAGUCUUCCUCUGAUGGUCAGCUGCGCUCCCAUGGCCCCUCCCGAAGCCAAAGCAAGAGCAGCGUCACUCAGGCCCACCUUGAGGAUGCUGGGAUAGCCAUUGCUGCCGCAGAGGCUGCCGUGCACCAGUCCCGCCUGCAACCAAGACCAGGACACCGACUGGGUGAUGUCUCAGGGUCUGUGGUGUUGUCUGCCCCGAGUCUUGUGGGAGACGCCUAUGGAGGUCUGGAUGGGGAAGAAGAGGCAGGCAUUGGAGUGGACAGUGCCAUUUUUCAAGUGCCACGCAUUGGUAAGGCUAUUCCGAACGGCACUGACAAAAACCAACUAGGGACCCCAGAAAACGAAGGCGGUAAAACACAAGUAAUGGGGGAGAUCAAGGUGGCUCUCAAGAAGGAAGUAAAGACAGAAGGGGACCAACUGGUCUUGGAGAUCCUUCAAUGCAGAAACAUCACUUACAAGUUUAAAAGUCCCGACCACCUACCAGAUCUGUAUGUGAAGUUGUAUGUGGUCAAUGUAGCCACUCAGAAGAGGAUCAUUAAGAAGAAGACCAGAGUUUGUCGACACGACAGAGAGCCCUCUUUCAAUGAGACCUUCAGAUUCCCCCUCAAUUCAACCGGACACUCCAUACAGCUUUUCUUGGUGUCCAAUGGAGGCAAGUUCAUGAAGAAGACCCUGAUCGGGGAAGCCUACAUCUGGCUGGACAAGGUGGACAUGAGGAAGAGAGUGGUCAGCUGGCACAAGUUGCUCGUCAGCUCCACUCAGACCAACCCCUGAGCACCACACCAAAAAGAUAGAGAUGCGAUAGAUGGACAAAAGGUGAAGCCAGAAUGUACUAGUUCAGCGAUCCGGUUAGACAGAAAGAAGAAUAAGAGGGAAAAAAAAUGUCACGAAGACGAAAUAAAAAGAUCCAUUUAAUUAACUUCCUCUGUUCAUAAGUUAUAAGAAGGAGGGAAUUAUGUGCUAGUACCAUACCAACUUUAUCAGUCCAACACUGCCAGCACACAUGUCCACCUCUUCCCAUAUCGAGUCUGUGCUGGCUGUGGACUUUGCUUGUAGGGUGCAAACAUGCAAAUACCACAGCAGGCACUGAAGCAGGCACUCAGCAGCAAUAUGGCUUUGAGAGCAGCGAUGUCUUUCUUACCAUAGUUCCAAUUCCACAAUCCACAGGCGACUUUGUUGUUUUGGUGCUGUGCAACUGAGCUAACAUAUCUAUAACAGAGGGAGAGACGUUUUUUUUUUUACUUUGAUCAUCAGCUGACAAUGUGUCAUUAUUGUAAUUCCUAAAUGAUGUUCAUUCAGUGGUCUUGAAGUGUUUAAUGGUGAAGGAAUGCGUCAUGUUUUUGUAUUAUAGUCUAAAGAGACAGAAAAAGAGACAGACAGAUGACUUUUGCUAUGGGGUAAAGAUAAAUAUGUACAGCACUACAGACUGUAGAUAUCACACAUGCAGAUUACAGAGCCUAUCAGAGAACCACAUUGUACAGUGUGAUGUUUAUAUAAUAUACAUAGAUAUCAGAUGCAGAAUAUAUCUAAAUACAGUACAAUAUACACUAUAAGAGUUGUUCUCUUCUCUCUGAAAUAUAUAGAAUAAAAUAUAGACGUAUGAUCUUUAUUUGAGGCUGUGGGUGGCGCACUGACAAUCCAGUAGGCUACUUUAGUCUAUGGUGUAGGCACUCUUAAUAGCCGUUAUGUGAACGUGGACCUAUGUGAGCUCAAGGAUAUAGCUCCUUCAGUCCUCUGAUCACACUGAUACACCAUUAGAUAUUCAACAGGGCUGUGAUGGAUUACAAAUUGUAAAGGUCAAGGAUGAAAAACAGUGACAUAUUGCUAUUUCACUGGCAUGCUGUUGUGUAAGGCAGGUUAGAAUUACAAUAAAAUGAAAAGCAUUUGUGUUUUGAAGUUGCUGUGUUGAAAGUUACAUGCCAACCAUGAUGACAAGAGUUUGACAAGAGUUUGUCCAACUGUGUCAUAUAUACGACAUUUUACUUUAAGGCUGUUGUAGUUGCUCAGAGUGUGCUGAUAUUUCCUUCUGUGUAGCCUUUAAUGUAAUUACAGUGUUGGAAUGGACAUGUAAUUAACACAAGUUGUGUCAAAACCACACGUGGGUCUGCAACUGUCAUCAGCUCAUUAUGACAGCUCUGAUAAGUAAACCCCCCUGGUCUGAGUUUUACUUAAAAAUAUUGAAAAUCAAGAAAAAAAAAAAUUCUUACCAGUCGAAUGUCAAGGUUUCUCUGUGUGUCUGGCUGUGCUGUAAAACUCACUGUGCUGUUUUGUGUCAGUGACUCCAGCAACACAGUGAACCAGCCUCUUUCACUGCCUGUGACCAAAAGACUCACUCAGGCUCACUGGGGUUCAGUCAUAUUUAAGUCUCAGUACUAAUGUGGAGCAGGUGACACAUGUAUUCAUCUUGUAAUGUUUUGCCGCCAUAUCUGCAGAAUGAAAAAAAUACUAUCACGUGACCCUCAUAACUACUGUUGUGUGUUUAGACAUAUCACAGGGCUGAUGCAAUUUUUAAAUAUAACAGAGGAAACAACAAACACACUUAGAACAAGAUGUCACUUAAGUCUUAUAGAAAAGGAUUUAAAAAAGAGAAUAUAAUAAGAAAGGGAACAUUGUUGAUCUUUCAGAUAAUUAUUUUGCUGUGCCAACUUAGAUUUGUUUUAAUUCCAGACACAUUGGUUCUUAAUUCUAUGCAACAUAGAUGUGUUUGAAUGCAUUUGCUUUUUUUGGAAUUAAAUGUUAUAUCUGUGAACAUAUGGUCAAAGAAAAUAUGUCUUAUAGAAAACAACUUUAAUUUGUACAUCCCUGAAAGAAAAUAUUAAAUAUAUUGAUUUUUUUACUGAUUUUAAUAUAAAUUGUUAGUAUUUACUUGGAGCUUGUGCACUUUAUUAUUAUAUUGUUUUUUUUAUUGUCUCAUUUUAAAUGUCAUGACAUGCAAGAUUAUGUGUUUUGUGUUUCUGCACUGAAAUGAACUGAAUCAUGGUGUAUGUGGUGGCAGAAAAUAUUGUGAUGUGCAUUUUGUAUCUAUGUGGCAAAAGAAAAACAAGCAGACGUUGGGGUUCCUAAACACAAUGCACAAUCUGGGGAGGAAUCAAUCUUACUACAUCAUGUUCAUAGUCUACUUAACAGUCUGUGUACAAAGUACAGUAAAUAAGACAUGUUCCCUAAAUGCUCAGUCAUGACUGUUUGACCCCUCGUGUUUCAUUAGACUUCCCUCAAGCUAAUUACUGUUCCUUCAUAUCAGCUGUUGCCUGUAAUUGUGAAUCCAUCCAUUUGUUGUUGUUCUGAGGGGUGUGAAUGUGACUCAAGUCCUUUGACAUGUGUACAUAAAGUGUUUAUUUUCUACAAAGAUUGAAUGUUUAUAUUGUCCGGAGUUUGAGCAUGUGUGUGUCGAAAAAAAAUCACAGAAGACUUAUAAUUGUACAGCAAUGCGUGUUUGUAGUUGUAUAAGGGGAGUUGACUGUGUAAUCAAAACAUGUGCUGUCAACCAAUGACUGUCUGUGCAACCGCGUCCCGUAAACGACUGAAACAACUCAAAGGGAAAAAAAAACAUCUAUUCAACUUCAAUAGUUGUCUGAGACUUUAUGUUUUGGAUGUUGCAUGUUUUGUUGAUGGUUUGUCUGUAUAUUUUGCCUACAGAUUAUGUUUAAAAAGAGACACAAUAUGUAUAGAUUUAUCUGUAUGCUGACUGUAAAGAAAUAUGCUUGUAAAAUUGUCUUGUUUUUCAAAAACAAAGAAUCUAAUGUAAUGGUUUUGUGGUUGUACACAGGAUGUGUUGAGAUAUUAUGCAAAUUGUGCUGUAAAAAUCAGCUGUUUCCCCUGAGUCUAAAGAAUAAAGAUUAAGAAGAGCUAUAUUACACAUGCA
Molecule: messenger RNA, 27655 nt
Organism: Anarrhichthys ocellatus (wolf-eel)
Lineage: Eukaryota; Metazoa; Chordata; Actinopteri; Perciformes; Anarhichadidae
Gene: pclob
Product: piccolo presynaptic cytomatrix protein b
Exons: 37
Coding region: 487-24567 (8026 amino acids)
Biological process (GO): protein localization to synapse; presynaptic active zone assembly
Cellular component (GO): glutamatergic synapse; GABA-ergic synapse; membrane
Molecular function (GO): metal ion binding; protein binding; structural constituent of presynaptic active zone
Source: RefSeq, a predicted model, not a curated record